Molecule: messenger RNA, 4513 nt
Organism: Exaiptasia diaphana
Lineage: Eukaryota; Metazoa; Cnidaria; Anthozoa; Actiniaria; Aiptasiidae
Product: deubiquitinating protein VCIP135
Exons: 8
Coding region: 76-3993 (1305 amino acids)
Biological process (GO): protein ubiquitination; Golgi reassembly; endoplasmic reticulum membrane fusion
Molecular function (GO): cysteine-type deubiquitinase activity
Source: RefSeq, a predicted model, not a curated record
UCAUUCACAGCCAAAACAAGAAAUUACAGACUUUGUACAAAAUGUGACUUUCAUUUUAACAAAUUCCGAGAAAAGAUGUGGUCCAACCAGCCCGAAAUUCGGGUUUUUAGUGGCAUUUGUCCUGACGAAGCUUGUCAAACCAAGCUCUACUUUCCUUCUUAUGCCGCAUCGAGUAUAGAAUGUACUGGUUGUGGGAAACAUUUCAGCAAGGAUGCUUUGAAGUCCGUGCAACUUGUACACGAUUCGGAAGAGGCUUUCCGAAGUCUUUUGCGAUCUGCUUUACUCACUGGAACUGCUUUGAAAAAAGGAACUGACCUAGUUAAAGUUAGAGGUUAUUCGAAUUAUCACUGUAGAAUUUUAUCUCCAAUUUUAACUUAUCACGGAAUGGAGAAAAGCACUUCUGAAGCAAAACUUCUACGAGAUAUGGGCCAAGGAGAGUAUUUUGACUGUGCAAAUGUYGGCGRUAGAGCUUUUAGUAUUGAACCAGAGUAUUUAGAGACACCAGGWUAUGGUAAAGACAAGUCYGGUUCUCUGAUUUAUCUUCGUGGUUUCUUAGAAGAAGUAAAAUUUGAAAAUGACAACGAAGAGAGACUUAUUCCACUUCAUGUUGAUGGCGAUGGUUAUUGUCUGGUGCAUGCCAUAUCUCGUGCGCUGAUUGGCAGAGAAAUAUUCUGGCAUGCUUUAAUGAUUAAUCUUCAAAAUCAUUUAAGRGAGAAUAUAGGCAAGUACAGAACUUUAUUUAUAGAUUUCAUCAGCCGUGAUGAAUGGGAUUUGAUUAUCUCUGAGGCUGAYCCUGACUAUGAACCUMAYGAUGGCCAACCCCUUGGACUCAGRAACAUACAUAUCUUYGGSUUGGCAAAUGUSUUGCGYAGGCCUAUACUCCUCUUGGACAGUGUAUCAGGAAUCCAAUCAAGUGCUGACUAUACUGGUACAUUUCUACCAGCKCUUGUUCCAGURCACUUGUGUAAGACCAAAGAYGGCAARCGUAUACCACCUUUAGCCAUUGCAUGGAGUAGCUCUGGUCGUAACCAUUAUAUACCMCUWGUAAACAUGCGUGGUAAACCACCAGCUAAACUUCCUGGUCGAGUGGUACCCAAAGCUUGGGGUAUACCRAACGARCUKAUCAAGGCAUAUAUUGACUUUGAGCCAAAYAACAUGUGUGUUAUYGGCGGCUCUAGGGGUAUGAGUGAUGCAUAUCUUGGCCGUUUGAUGAAAGCUAUGGAUGAGAAAUUCCUAGAAAUCAACAAAAUCUCAGCCGCACUUGUCACUGAGGUUCACCAGUUUAUAUUCAAGCCGUCAGGGUUAGUGGGUGUGCGUCCAAAGACAGUGAUUGACAGGACRGCWCAGACAGUGUCUAUGGGMUUGCUUAUGAGGUGUCUGUCUUGUAAUUCUGUUUCGGAGCUCACUUGCCCUGUCAAUCAAGAKUGGCUGAUGCCAGGGGGGUCUAUGUAUAUUUCUGCUUCACAUGCUGCACAGGCCCAGGGGGGGUUAGCUGUAGGGGAGAUGUACUCAUUUCCUGAGCAUAAUCUUGUCUGUACAUACAAUCCUGACAAAGAUGUGUUGGAGGUGGGUGUAGAUGUCAAUAACUGCUCAUUAUGCAAAGGUUCUAUGAGGAAGGUCAAGCCUGAUGGAAGGCCAGUCUAUCAAAAUGGUGACAGAACCUCUACACCAGUUACAGGGACGUCCAGAUGCUCUUGUGGGUUUAAGCAUUACUGGGAUGGCAAAGAGUAUGACAACCAGCCUGARCUCCUACCAGUKUCCUUAGAGUGGGGAGGAACACCAAUCAAGGAAAACGUUCACUGGUUCCAGUAUGAAAGUGAUCCAUCUUUGAAUUCCAAUGUUUAUGCUGUGGCUGGAAAACUGGUGCAAAAAUACUUCCCGGGCGAGUUUGGCAGUGAGAGGCUGGUACAGAAAGUAGUUGAUACAAUACUUAGACAGACUGCAAGAAAAGAGGGCGAAAAUAAAGGUGCUCGUCCUGACAUYCCAAACCUUGGUGCAGCACCAUCAGAAGACCCAAUGCAGUACUCACCUUCUAAGAUCAUCCUUACUGGGCAAAAGAAAAAGACCUUUCACAAAGAAGAAUUGACGAAAAGYGAAGCAGAGAGAAGAGURAAGAUAAAGACUGAACAUCGUGCACCACUUACACAGAACAGACAGUCCAGACUACAGAAAACACCUGAGAAAAGUCCAGUGAAAACACAGCCACAAAAACAAGAGCCCAGUCCCUCUUCACCAAGACCAACCUCGUCCCAGACCCCAAGAAACAACAAACGUAUACGACUGUCUUCAUCUACUGGUGGUCAACAUGACCUUACCCUCCCCCUGAAYGUCACCUAUAGCCAACUACAACAAGCUAUCGAAAAGGAACUAGGGGUACCCCCAAAGGAACAAAAAAUYCGAUUUGGGUUUCCACCACGUGUUCUGCAACCGCCUGAUGAAGGCAAGGAAGAAGAUCCCAUACCCGUUCAGCAUGGAGAGAGGGUAAUGGUAGAAGUACUGCCUCCCCCUGAACCUGAGCCUCAGSCUAAAGAAGAUUGGGAUAUUCCGGAGGAGACGAAGAUGGACGUUGCUGGUGCUCUGGAAGGGGAUAAGGGAGGGGGUAAGUUGGGUGACGGUGAAGCAGCAAAGAAUACGAAAGCAGAGGCAUCUCCAAUGGAUGUGGAUACAGACACAGCAGCGUUAGCCUCAGCGUUGAUGAGUGCUCUAUCGGGYGCACUGCCCACUGACAUGUGGGAAAUGGCUUGCAGGACUCCACAGAUGUUCGACCAUGGAGGAUAUUACUACAAUCUUGCUUUCAAUAGUCUUGGAGACCUGAAGAACGAACAGCACGUUACAUUACCAAAUCUACCAAAUAAGGUGUUUUCAUAUAACAAGAAAAAAGACCGCUUAGAUCUCUGCCUCGGCAAAAUUCACGUGCAAGUMCAACCCUUAAACCAAGAAACACUAGCRGARGGUCAGCGGACUUCUCACUCGACACAGUCUCCCGUUAUGAGUACCGAGUCGUCAUUCAGCGGGGCGAUUACCCAUCGUAAUUCGAAUAGAUCAACUAUGGCUUUCACAGGGGAGGGGAGGUCCCUUGCAGAUUCGUCGACGCCGUCGCCAAGGCAACAAGAAAACAUACAGGUGUCGACCUCCUCCGAUCAACCUCAGACCAUGGAAGCUAACACURCGUUAUCUGAGAAAGAAGGCUAUGACACAACGUCUCGAACCCUAGCAGACCCGCAACAAGGUGAACCGGACCUUUAUUUAGAUAUAUCAGCUACGAGAACAAAAAAGAAUCAACCUUCUGAACAAUCAUCAAGUCAACUGGAAACCGAGUUGGCAGGCGAGGCUGCUGAGGUUGUUUCUAUGGAAACGAAUCAGGACAGUAAGCUAGAAAAUCRCGAAGAUCAAAAGCAAUCUGAUUUGAGCCCACAGGCGUCUAGUACUGCGGAUACUGACAUGAAAGUGGUUGCCAUGGAAAGUAAUGAUCGAUUCGAGGAUUUGGCUGGCGACAAGAGCCUAUUGUCAUCUGGUACAGCGGAUGUUCCCAUGGAAUCCUCUACAGAUGUCCUUGUCAAUCAAGCUGCGAGUGAGGCUGCUAUGGUGGUUGAAACGGGAUUCCCUCGGGAUAUMCCUCGGRAUGGAGMCGAUAAAGRAAACACAACUGAAAAUGCWGACUCUAUGCUGGAUGAUGCGGGAUUUAUUCGGGAUGUCCCUCGGGAUCAUGUUGAUAAAGUAACCACRAGGGAAGACAAUGCAAGCAGUACAGAAAACCUGAGUGAUGUUGUGCCGGAAAGUCAAAGGGAAUUUCUUCUGGAGAAGACAGAYCYMRGAAAUAAAGAGAAAGCACCAAUGGACGCUGAGAAUUCUAGCACCACAGGGUACCCAACAGAAGACAACCAAACGGGAAUUCCUCUAGACGAAAAURAUACCGGAAGUGAAGUUGUACAGRCUGACACAGGUAGCCCAACCGCGAAUUUAAAAGAACCRCAAAAGGUAGUCGGUAUGUAACAAACACCAAGRAAACGGAACUGUACGUUGCUAUGCAACUCACUGAAGCACUGACCAAAAUMAAGCRCUGAUGAUCGCAAAGGAUUCYAGGACCAYGUGUCGCUUAGACAACUAAAAACAGUGGCCAUGAUAUUGAAGAAAGGGUUAGCAUUCACYUUYUUGAAGUAGUGUUCUGGACAGAAAUAAUAGACACCUGUUUAUUGCAUAGGCUGCUGUUAGUUGUUACGACAACCUGAAUAGGUUAUGGUAACAUUUAGUUAUAGUUACUGAUUUACACUAGGUCGCUGUAGUAACAUGAUGUUAUAGUAACAAGGUUUUAUGGUAACAAAUUUUCAUGGUAACAUGAUGUUAUGGUAACAUGUUGUUAUGGUAACAAGCUGUUAUGGUAAUAAAGUGUUAUGGUAACAUCUAAUUGUAACAUACUGUUAUGGCAACAUUGUGUUAUGGUAUCAUACUGUUAUGGAAACAUGCUGUUAUGGUAACAUGCUGUUAUGGUAACAUACUGUUAUGGUAACAUGCU